GCGUGCGCGUGUCUGUCUGUCUGUCUGUCUGUGCGUGCGUGUGUGUCUGCGCGCGCGGUCCUGACGGCUUCGUCCACACCGGUGAGCUCGGUCUCGGUCUCUCUCUCUUCGUUGAGAUCUUUGUUGGACAUGAUGAAACUCUCCCUGGUGUUUUUCCGCCACGCGUGUUCACGGAUCGUGACUACACGGAGGACGUUCAGCCCCCGCAGCAGUUCGGUACCGGGGACCGGGACCGUGUGUUGGUUGCCGCUUCGGCGGGCGACGUCCACCGGCAUCGGCGGCACCGGAGCACCGGAUCUCUCACCGGCGCUCAACCUCCAGACUCCGCGCGCGACAACCGGGGAAACGAUCAUCCGGGAGAUCAUUCAGAGGAGCAGAGAGGAGCUCGCUGCUGUACUCCAAACCCACCCAGGUAUCAAACCCACCUUGGCCAUAAUCCAGGCAGGUGAAGAUGACGCUUUACUGGACAUCAACAAGAAGAUGGCAGGAAAGGUGGGCCUGAACGUGAUGCAGAUCUGCCUGUCGAGCUCCUGCACGCAGGACGAGGUCAUAGAGGAGGUCCUGAGGUUGAACGAAGAUCCCAAUGUUCACGGCGUGUUCCUGUGUCUUCCUCCUUCGAUCGUCUCUCGCAGAGCGCUCAACUCCAUCAAACCCGAGAAAGACGUGGACGGGAUUUCAGACCAGAAUGUGGGUCGUCUGGUGUCUGGAGCUCUGUCUGACGGCUUUCUCUCGCCUGUAACAGGAGCAGUGCUGGAGCUGCUGACCAGACACAAUGCUCCUCUGGCUGGGAAGAAGGCGGCGCUGGUCGGUCUGGACGGUGCACUCAACGCCGUCCUCCAGUGUCUGCUGCAGAACGAGGGUGUGGAGGUGCAGACCAGCCACUGGAACUCAGACAGGCUGCAGACACAGGUGAAACAGGCUGAUGUGGUUGUGAUGAUGAUGGGAACCGAACACUCCGCUCUCCCAAACACCUGCUUCAAACCCGGAGUGACUCCCAUUAACUGUGGUCCUGCGUUAAUACCAGCGUUCUCAGCUCAUGAGAAGAAGCUGGAGGCUGAAUCCUGGCCAGAUAUCAGAUCCAUAAGUGCAGCUCUUAGGAUGCAGAACGUAGUGAGAAGCAGUGGAAGGUGGGUGGAAUCUCAGCAGUAUCAGCCGUGGACACUCCGCCCCCUCAAGCUCCAGCCCCUGUCUCCAGUGCCCAGUGACAUUGACAUCUCCCGAGCUCAAGCUCCGAAGCCCAUAGCGCAGCUGGCGGAGGAAAUCGGCUUGUUGCCGGAAGAGUUGGAGGCGUACGGCCGCUCCAAAGCCAAAGUUCAGCUCUCGGUACUGAAACGCCUGCAGCAGCAACCUAAUGGCAAAUAUGUCCUCGUGGCAGGCAUCACUCCGACUCCUCUGGGUGAAGGGAAGAGCACAGUGACUAUCGGAUUGGUCCAGGCUCUCUCGGCUCAUCUCAAACUCAACUCAUUCGCCUGUCUCAGACAGCCGUCUCAGGGUCCUACCUUCGGGGUCAAAGGUGGAGCAGCAGGUGGGGGAUACGCUCAGGUCAUCCCUAUGGAGGAGUUUAAUCUCCACCUGACUGGUGACAUUCACGCCAUAACAGCCGCUAAUAAUCUGGUCGCAGCAGCCGUGGACGCGAGAAUCCUACACGAAGCCACCCAAUCUGAUAAGGCCCUGUAUAACAGACUCGUUCCUUCAGUUAAUGGAGUGAGACAUUUCUCUGCUAUUCAGCUUGGCCGUCUGAAGCGUCUUGGAAUCAACAAAUCCGACCCUGGCACUCUCACGGCUGAGGAGAUCAACGCCUUUGUCCGGCUCGACCUUGACCCUGCGAAGGUCACUUGGCAAAGAGUGGUGGACACCAACGAUCGCUUCCUGAGGAAGAUCACGGUCGGCCAGGCGAACACGGAGAAAGGCCUCAGCCGCCAGACUCAGUUUGAUAUCGCAGUGGCGAGUGAGAUCAUGGCGAUUCUGGCUCUGACUGAAGGUCUGGCUGAUAUGAAGCUUCGUCUGGGCCGCAUGGUGGUGGGCAGCAGCAGGACCGGGCAGCCAGUAACAGCUGAUGAUCUCGGUGUAACUGGAGCUCUGGCUGUGCUCAUGAAAGAUGCCAUCAAACCCACUUUGAUGCAGACACUCGAGGGCACGCCGGUGUUUGUGCACGCUGGGCCGUUCGCCAACAUCGCCCAUGGAAACUCCUCGGUUCUGGCGGACCAGCUGGCUCUCAAACUGGUCGGGUCUAAUGGCUAUGUGGUGACAGAGGCAGGUUUCGGAGCAGACAUCGGCAUGGAGAAGUUCUUCAACAUUAAAUGCCGUUCCUCCGGACUGAAGCCUGACGUGGUUGUGCUAGUCGCCACCAUCAGGGCUCUGAAGAUGCACGGAGGAGGUCCAAAUGUAACAGCAGGGGUGCCGCUGCCUAAAGAAUACACAGAGGAGAAUUUAGAGUUGGUGUCUGAAGGCUGCAGUAACCUGAAGAAACAGAUCCAGAUCGCUCGUCUGUUUGGAGUUCCUGUAGUGGUGGCGCUCAACGUGUUUAAGACCGACACGGAGCCCGAGAUCGAGCUGGUGUGUCGUCUAGCCGAGGUCUCGGGGGCGUCUGCGGCCGUCCCGUGUCAUCACUGGAGUCGGGGCGGACGUGGAGCCGUGGACCUGGCACUUGCCGUGAAGGCCGCAGCGGCACAGCAGAGCGAUUUCCACUUCCUGUACAGCCUUCAGGACCCCAUUGUGGAGAAAAUCCGCACUAUAGCGCAGAAGGUUUACGGAGCCGACGACAUCGAGUUAUCAUCAGAAUCACAGGCCAAAAUCGACUAUUACACACGACAGGGAUUUGACACUUUACCCAUCUGCAUGGCCAAAACCCACCUGUCCCUCUCUCACAUGCCUGAGAAAAAGGGCGUGCCCACCGGCUUCAUCCUGCCCAUCCGAGACGUCCGUGCCAGCAUAGGGGCGGGGUUUAUUUAUCCACUGGUUGGAACAAUGAGCACCAUGCCAGGUCUUCCUACACGACCCUGUUUUUAUGACAUCGAUCUCGAUCCUGUAACUGAGGAGAUCUCUGGGCUCUUUUAACCAUUACACACACACACACACACACACACACACACACACACACACACACACACACACACACAUUCAGCAGGUAAGAUGUACAGCUAAUACACUUCAGAUGUCAUUUCCAAAUCAUUCUUCUGGUUUAAAUAUCAGCUUCCCAGUCUCUUCUCAUUCCUCAUGGAGCCGUCUCAGGCCUUCAGAGAUAUAACAGAGGACCAACUGUUCCUUCAGAUGAUUCACCUGAACAUCACCUACAUACAUUAUAUACAAAACUCAUUUAUAUACCCUUUAGAAUCUUUUUGUUUAUAAUCAUAAUUAUUAUUAUUAUUAUAUUUGGGUUUUGUGGUUUAAACCUGCAAAGUGUCAGUUUUUAUGUAUUUUGUGACAAUUCAACUUCCUGUCUGAAUGUGAAACUGUUUUUUUUGUUUGUUUGAUCUUUUAUUUACAUUUUCUUUUUUAAUCCAGCACUUACAUGUGCUUCUUUAUAAUUCUAAUCUACACUACAGCCUCGAUCUCUGAGCUCGUCACGUAACCGCUCACAUCACGUCCCAACGUGCCUCGGCGUUCACGCUUCCGUUUGUGUGUUUUGACAUAAACUUUGAAUUAUCA
Molecule: messenger RNA, 3648 nt
Organism: Silurus meridionalis
Lineage: Eukaryota; Metazoa; Chordata; Actinopteri; Siluriformes; Siluridae
Gene: mthfd1l
Product: methylenetetrahydrofolate dehydrogenase (NADP+ dependent) 1 like
Exons: 27
Coding region: 130-3057 (975 amino acids)
Biological process (GO): tetrahydrofolate interconversion
Cellular component (GO): cytosol
Molecular function (GO): formate-tetrahydrofolate ligase activity; methylenetetrahydrofolate dehydrogenase (NADP+) activity; ATP binding
Source: RefSeq, a predicted model, not a curated record